Molecule: messenger RNA, 3525 nt
Organism: Halichondria panicea
Lineage: Eukaryota; Metazoa; Porifera; Demospongiae; Suberitida; Halichondriidae
Exons: 9
Coding region: 65-3382 (1105 amino acids)
Biological process (GO): proteolysis
Molecular function (GO): calcium ion binding; metalloendopeptidase activity; zinc ion binding
Source: RefSeq, a predicted model, not a curated record
UCAGAAAUCAGAAAAGAAAACUUACAAAGUUGUGCAAUUCUACUAAUAACCGCCAUAACCUGCCAUGGAACAACUUGCAGUUUUCACUGCAUUCACAGCUGCACUCUUGCUUGCAGCAAAUGCUUUACCUACCAUUAGUGACCACAGUAGCCAGCUCACAGAUGAUGCCCCUACUGAGCUGCAUAGCCUCAACCAACCUCGAAGUCAAGCUAAAGGAGUCUUUGGAUUUUCAUACAAUGCCAAUGGGGAGCAUGUCAUCGAAAAACAUUAUGAGAACACCGAAGAAAUUGAAGACAUGAUAUUCGAAGACUCUUCAAUGGAGCAAGAAAACAGUGAACAGUACCGGAACAAAAGAAAUGCAGUGUCAAACCUAUGGCCUGGUGGGAUUAUCCCUUACGAGAUAGCACCCGAGUUUGAUGCUCAAGAGAGGAGGAUCAUACUGCAAGCAAUGCGUCAUUGGGAAGAGAACUGUUGCAUUCGUUUUCGCCCUCGAGUCUCUGAUAUCUACUCCAUUCGAAUAGUGACCAGUUCACCUGGAGACUGUCGAUCUUACCUAGGACGGACAAGAAUACGACCUCAACCAUUGUUUCUUGGUCCCAACUGUGUCCGAUUUUCUACUGCAGUCCACGAGCUUGGCCAUGCAAUUGGAUUCUACCAUGAACAUAGUCGUAGUGACAGGGAUCAAUAUGUGACUAUCCUGCAAAAUAAUGUUUUUUCUGGCAUCACUGGAGCGUUUGGAAUAAGCUUUGGAAACACCCUUGGACUAGGCUAUGACUAUGCCAGUAUCAUGCACUACUCUAGCAGAGCAUUCUCAAGAGAUGGACGAAGUGAAACCAUACAAGCCAACCAACCUAACAUCCCAAUUGGAGAGGCUGAGGAACUGAGUCCUCUGGACAUAUUAAAGGCAAACAAGCUCUACAACUGCCCUUGCCCACUUUCUCCUCCGAACACUGUUGUUCCACCGGCCUUACCUCCUGUGAACCCCAGCCGCAGCCGCUGUGGAACAGUGGAGGUUCUGAGUGGUGGUGAGAUGAGAACAGUACGAUCCCCUGGGUACCCAUCUCACCUCCCAAAUCAAGAGUGUGCCUUUGUGUUUCAAUGUCCCAGUGGUUUCCUUCCUCAAAUCGAAUUUCCAUCAAUGAACUUAGAAUCAAGCUCUGGUUGUACUAAAGAUUAUGCUCAACUCUAUUUUGGUUCGAGCUUGGACAAUCAGGAUAUUAUUAGAUAUGGUGGUCUCACCGAUGGAAGGAUCUGCGGAAAUCGAUACAGUCGAACAAGAUUCUUUGCAAGUACCAACACUAUUACCGUCUUUUAUCGAACUGACAGUUCUGGGGGAAGCACUGGACUUCAAAUUAAAAUCACCUGUAUAGAUGAGGAUGAAUGUCAAAGUGCCAGAUGUGACAACUGUAGAAAUACUCAGGGUUCAUUUGAGUGCAGUUGUAAAAAAGGUUACUAUUUUUCAAAAGCUGCGACAACCUGCUACGAUAUAAACGAAUGUGCCUACCAGAAAGGAGGGUGUGAAUACAAAUGUGUCAACAUGGGUGGCUCUUACAGAUGUCAGUGUCCAUUUGGUCAGUACGUACAAUCGGAUGGCAAAAGCUGUGGACCUAGACAAUCUAACCCUUCAUUGCCAAUUGCACCACAAUUGCCGUCAUCAUGUCCUGUGACACCCCCUCCCACUAUAACUACACCACGUCCUACUACACGCCCCACCUCCCGUCCUACUACACGCCCCACCCCCCGUCCUACUACACGUCCCACCCCCCGUCCUACUACACGCCCUACCCCCCGUCCUACUACACCCCCCACCACCCGUCCUACCACAUCUCCUCCUUCCCUAUGCGGUGGAAGUUUAACAGGUGAUUUUGGAAGCUUACAAACUCCUUCUUGGCCUGCGACUUACCCUUUCAAUUUUGACUGUGAAUGGAACAUCCAAGUGCCUUCUCCAGGUUGCAAUGUUCGCCUCACAUUCCAUUCAAUCUUUGGAAUAGCUGGAAAAACAACUCAAAACUGUCCCAAAGAUUAUUUGAAGAUCUACAAUAAUAACGGCCGCUUGAUUCGCACCAUUUGUGACCUUGGUAGACCUCUUCCGAUCACUACAACUGGCAAUACCAGACUAUACUUCUUUGCUGGACCAUAUCAUGGACCAAAACGUACGGGAUUCAGGAUUGAGUACAUGAUAGUCUGUCCAACCACUCCCCCGCCUACCACCAGGCCAACUACAGUAGCCACGACAUCACCAGAUCCAACCACUCCCCUACCUACCACCAGGCCAACUACAGUAGCCACGACAUCACCAGAUCCAACCACUCCCCUACCUACCACCAGGCCAACUACAGUAGCCACGACAUCACCAGAUCCAACCACUCCCCUACCUACCACCAGGCCAACUACAGUAGCCACGACAUCACCAGAUACAACUACUCCCCUACCCACCACCAGGCCAACUACUAGACCCACCACCCGUCCUACCACAUCUCCUCCUUCCUUAUGCGGUGGAAGUUUAACAGAUGAUUUUGGAAGCUUACAAACUCCUUCUUGGCCUGCGACUUACCCUUUCAAUUUUGACUGUGAAUGGAACAUCCAAGUGCCUUCUCCAGGUUGCAAUGUUCGCCUCACAUUCCAUUCAAUCUUUGGAAUAGCUGGAAAAACAACUCAAAACUGUCCCAAAGAUUAUUUGAAGAUCUACAAUAAUAACGGCCGCUUGAUUCGCACCAUUUGUGACCUUGGUAGACCUUUUCCCAUCACUACAACUGGCAAUACCAGACUAUACUUCUUUGCUGGACCAUAUCAUGGACCAAAACGUACGGGAUUCAGGAUUGAGUAUACGAUAGUCUGUCCAACCACUCCCUCGCCCAUCACCAGGCCAACUACAGUAGCCACGACAUCACCAGAUCCAACCACUCCCCUGCCCACCACCAGGCCAACUACUAGACCCACCACACCUCCAACCACCCUCGCUCCCACUACGCUACCACCACCCACUCCGAAUUGCCCUGUUUUACCAUCCAACCCUCAAGGAACGUUCGGUUGUGGUGGAUUCUUCCAGAUAGGUCAAAGUUUCGGACCUACUAAUCUGCCCUUUGGGCCUUUCCUUGGCACUACAAAGCCUGAAUGCAAUUGGAUAAUUUUCGGUGUUGGACCAUUCCAAGUCGUGUUCAAUUAUUUCGAUAUUCCCAGCAGUAGGCAAUGUUCGUCUAAUUCUGUUUCGGUGCACGAUGGAUUUGGAACUGGUUCAAAUUCUCCAUUGAUUGAGAAGAUGUGUGGGGAGAAGUGUGGCGAGUACACAGUCAAAGGGACAGGAAAUAUCAUGACCGUGACUCUGCGGGUGUCUUCCCCAGGAUCGUUCAGAGGAUUCUAUGCACAAUCACAAAAAAUUUAAGUGAUAAACCAACAUUUAUAUAAAUCAUAAUUAUUUCACAUAAUAUAUUUUGAUCGUCACUUUAUUCUAAUCACUGAAAGCCAUAUAUUUUGCUGUGAAUCAUAGCGUGUUCGUUAUUAUUAUUACAUUGGUUAAAAACUAAA